AUGAAGGGCGCCGCGAUCACCUCCGCCGCCGUGGCCUUUGGCCUCGGUGCCUCGACCACCGCCUUCCUGAGCCCCCACAUGGGCGCCGGCCGCACGCAGGCGCCCCUGGCGCAGGCCGGCGCCGAGCCCGCGGAGCUCCGCGGCUCCGCGGCCUCGGAGCCCGCGCGCGGCGCCGCGGCAACCGGCCUCGCCGCGGCCGGCUGCGUCGCCGCCCUGGCCGGCCUCGUCGCGCGGCAGUCGCUCUCCGCGCCGAAGAAGCCGUCGAAGCCCCGCCAGGUGGCCAUGACCGCUUUCGAGAGCGAGACCGGCGUCCAGGCCCCCGUCGGCUACUGGGACCCGCUGGGGCUCAGCGCGGACGGGGACGUGGCGACCUUCAAGCGUCGCCGGGAGACCGAGCUGAAGCACGGCCGCGUGGCAAUGUACGCCACGAUGGGCUACAUCACGCCGGAGUUCUACAAGUGGCCGGGCUACCUGAGCCCUUCUUCUGGGCUCAAGUUCGCGGACGUGCCGAACGGGCUGGCCGCCUGCAGCAAAGUGCCCGCCGUGGGCUGGCUCCAGAUCAUCCUCUUCGCCGGCGCCUUCGAAGCGGGCUUCGGCUACGACGCCUACACUCGUGGUGGCGAGCCCGGCAAUUACGGCUGGAAGGCGCUCACGUCGGAUGACCCCGCAGUCCUGAAGAGGAAGCUGAAUUCCGAGCUGGCGAACGGGCGCCUGGCCAUGAUGGCCAUCAUCGGCAUGUUCUACCAG
Messenger RNA from Prorocentrum cordatum, 747 nucleotides. The record is from the annotation of a GenBank genome assembly. NCBI's taxonomy places the organism in Eukaryota, Dinophyceae, Prorocentrales, Prorocentraceae.